UUCGUGAUUCAAUAUUUAUUCAAUUUCUAUUUUGUUUUGUUUUGUUUUAUUCAUCCUUUAACAAUAUAAACAUGAACAUGAAAUUUAUUAUUUUGACAAUCAUAGUCAUAUUUACCAGUUUACUUAUAUAUGGAUAUAAUGCAGAAAAAGCUCAAUGUGGAAGUGUUAGUUGUGAUGUUGGAGAAACAUUCUUACAUGAACGUUAUUGUUGUAAAGAUUUACUUAAUCGAGAUGAUUGUUGCAAGAAAAUUCGGUCAAAUAACGAGAAUGGAUUCUUGAAUACAUAUAUAUAUGCUGUACACACAUUGGUUUGAACGAACAAUCAAAGAGGAAUGAAGUGAAAUGAUGCGCUGUGGAGAAGGCGGGUAAGCCAAUUCCUAUUUAAUCAAGAGUUAAUCAAUAUUUAUAGCCAGAUAAAAAUAAAUUACUGUUACGGCAUAAAGCCGGCAAUCAGAGGCAGUCAAUUAUUAAUCGAUCCGAUCAAUGACGCGUAAAACCUGUACGAGCAGCCCAGAGUCCUGAUUGAUCCUGCUUUCCACCUAACCCAGCCAAUUAAGUCCAGAACACCAAUCUCAGAAUCUGCAAUAUGAAUCAUGUAUUACAAACGUACUUAGUUUAUGUAUCAAUCAAACAGACCACAUUGUACCAUAAAAUAGAAAAUAACAUUUAUACAAGAUUUGAUCAAAUGUAGCUGUGAAUGUGGGAGGCAGUGACAAAUAGACAGGGUAUAAUUCAAGAAUGGUAAAUCGCAUAGUAGUAGUUCAUAGGUCAAAAUAAAGUUUAUAAUAAGAGGAACAUGAAUAUAAAUAGUUUAGUUAUUUAACAACUAUGCGAUAAAAAUAUACGUUCAGUAUUGGUCCACAAAUGAAUUCCAAAAAUUACCAUUCAUUGUGCUUAUCGGGACCUAACAGUUACAGACAAGUGAUGAGUAAUGGGAUAAGAAAUGUACACACAUAUAUACGCUGAUAUAAAAACAGUCAAGGUUGAUAUAAGUGAAUAAUUAACAAUGUGAACACAUGACUCCAGAAGAAUGGAUAAAUUGGCCCGCCUAGAAGCUACAAUAAGUUAUAUGGGCUUCACAUAGUAACUGAUACCAUAAACCUUACUAACAGUAAAACAGAAUCAUGUAUUCAAAACUAUAUGGUUCUAAUCAAUAUUUUACAUGAAACUAGUCAGUUAUUUGUAAAAUAUACCAAAAUAAAUUUUCAGUUUAGGGGUUGUGGAGAUUGUCAAGUUUUUGAUUGAGAUCAUGAACCGAUUGACUGAAGGCCCUGGGUUCGAAUCCCGCGAGGUGGAAUCGUGGACACGCACUGUUGAGGAGUUCCACAAUAGAAAGUACCGACUGUCCAGUGCUUCCAGGUUUCCAAUGGUGGUCUAACAUCAAUCGGUUCAUGAUCUCAAUCAAAAUAAAUUUUAUUAGAUUUCUUAUAAGAUGAACUUUAAAAAUUCAUCCAUGUAAUCUGAUCCAUAGUUUAGAUAGAACUGUAAAGGGUUUAAUUCACUCUGAAUUAUUUAUUUUAUUUAUUUAUUUAUUUAGACACAUAAACAUUGGUACAAGGAUGUACCAAAUGGAUAUGCGCCACAUAUGUCAUUCAUUCGAUUUGUGUCAGGGCUGAGAUCCUGCCCAGGUGCCCAAACCGAAUCAGGUGGUUUUCUUAGGGAGCCACACUCGAAGACUUCGACCUAAAGGUCUGGUCCACAAGGCAGUGGGGCAACAUGAAGAGAUACAGUUACAUGGUAGCCGAUGAUUAAUAAUUGGUUCAUAUGCCACUUGUUCCUUCAGUAUCCUCGAGCCUAUGUUGACCAUUGGUUUGGAAUCAAGGUUUUCCAUAUCCCUUAGUUAGAUCUUUAAUAUCCACAAAACGGUUGAAUCACCGGACAUUCGUUUUUCGUCCUUACAAUUUCUUAAACAACACCCCUGCCACGAGAAGGCAGUGGUUGUAUGCACGUGGCCAAGUGACAGUAUUUUUCGAGGGAGAGCUGACUCUUCCCACUCUCGAUAGUACCAGGACAUUUGUGUAGUUUGGUGACAGUACAAGUAUCAUUCUAUGUUUAGUUGUCAAUAAUUCAAUAUUCUUUUAAAGUAUAAGCACAUCGUUUUAACUCUAACCGUUUUUCCUGUUUUUUUCUUUUUACCAUAGUUGGAAACCAAUCACCAUUACUG
Molecule: messenger RNA, 2164 nt
Organism: Schistosoma spindalis
Lineage: Eukaryota; Metazoa; Platyhelminthes; Trematoda; Strigeidida; Schistosomatidae
Source: the annotation of a GenBank genome assembly